Molecule: messenger RNA, 1428 nt
Organism: Paraphaeosphaeria sporulosa
Lineage: Eukaryota; Fungi; Ascomycota; Dothideomycetes; Pleosporales; Didymosphaeriaceae
Exons: 4
Coding region: 83-1393 (436 amino acids)
Source: RefSeq, a predicted model, not a curated record
GGUCAACUAAACCGUUUAUCUCGGUAGUUGUUUUCCAUUUGACACAGUUAUACGAGAGGCUUCCCCAGGGACCGAUCACACGAUGGUAGCCCCGAGCCCAAGCGUACAACUCGUAGAAGAAGGCUCGAACGUACGACUUGUAGAAGAAGGGGACCGGAAUGCUGGAGAGCAUAAUGACGCCUCAUCGACGCGUGAAGAGGUGCAGAGCAACCCAGAUCUCUACGCCCCGCCAGCAUACACAGUCAUGACCACAUCAGGCGAGGAAAGCCUCGACGCGGAAGCUUUCACACCUGAAAAAACUCCCCUUCUCGAGCGAUCCCAGUCCGCGAAUCGAAACGACCGGCCAUCUCCAUCGUACACACCUGAAGGUUCAGCUUCUGGCUCUCGAGUCGAACGGCCAUCCUCGCAAGGUUCCUCCCAAGUCAUAUCUGCCCGGAAACUGGUAGAGUGGACGAACGACAACGCGAAUGCUAUCCGAUGUAGUGUUCUCAACGACCGGCCAGCCACAUGGACUGUGAAGAAGAAAAGGGGGAUGGCGCUGUGUCCAUUAGCCGCGGCCGUGCUGCUACGAGAGGGAAUCCUCAGCACCAAACAUCUGCAACUCGUACCAUCGCUACUUGAUCGUCCGUCGUCAUCCCCAAGAUGCGACCCACACGAUCCCACAGACCCUCUGUCAGCUGUCAUAAUAAGCAGCUACGAUGUCAUCGGAGAUGUUUUGCUCGGGGCUGUUGGAGGGCCGAUAGAAGUAGGGCAAAAGCUUGGGCCCCAGGGACGCGAGAUGGAACGCAAUGCAGCACUGGCUCGCCUGGCUCAAGGAUCAACGUGGUCGCGGGAGAACCCGACCGAGAAUGCGCUCAUGGUGGGUCCGAAGGCCAUCGUGCAUUACGGUGUCGGCACGUACAAGGGUUGUCGAAAGAUAGUUGAGACAUGCAUCAAGACUCCCAUGAUCUAUACGCACAGUUUGACGAGGGGUUUCCACAACACACCGAAACUGUAUGGAGAAAACUUGAGGACACGUGAAGAGGUGUUCGACUUGAAAAGUGGACUGGUAGUCGGAGGAAAGACACUUGUUCUCGGCACAUAUGACGGUAUAAAAGACUUCUUCUGGAUGCCCGUCAAAGGUGCGCGGGAAGAAGGCGUAGUAGGAGCGGGCAAAGGCUUCUGCAAAGGUAUCGGUAAUAUGAUGUGCAACUUUGGCGAAGCUGCUUGCGGAACUAUUGGCUAUUCAUCCUACGGCAUCUACAAAGAAAUCCAAAAUUCGGCCUCGGGCGGGAACCUGCCGGCCCGGAAUGUGGUCCUUACUCUAGGGGAAGCUGAAUAUGAACAAGCCAACGAGGAAGAGCGGCGGAAUGUGAUCAAGCGGUGGCUUCAGGUGCAAAUGAGGCAAAUGUAAUGGAUUGGGUAUCGUAGAAUUAUAUAUUAUCUCAC